This is a messenger RNA of Labrus bergylta (ballan wrasse), 2406 nucleotides long. It is a transcript of the gene bmp3, whose product is annotated as bone morphogenetic protein 3. Gene Ontology annotation, cellular component: extracellular region. Lineage: Eukaryota; Metazoa; Chordata; Actinopteri; Labriformes; Labridae. Gene Ontology annotation, molecular function: growth factor activity; cytokine activity. The record is from RefSeq and is a predicted model, not a curated record.
CUGUCAGAGGUGAUGGUCUCUCUUUCACUCAGAGGGCUCCUCCUCAGGUGAUGGUAUGUCUUUUUGGAGAUAGGGACCACUUUUGGAAACGUGCUCUGUUUUUUCACCAUCUUUUCUUUCUUGCUGCUAAAGCGUGUCAGCGGCUCCAGCAUGGCUCUCUACCCCCGCUUUGUGCUCGUGUUACUUUACGGAUGGAGUUAUCUGUGCGUUGGAUAUUGCGCGAUGCUGAAAACGGACAAUUUCCCCGAGAGACGGAAGGUGGAUUUUACGCACUCGGUGGAUAAAAAGCAGCCCGUGAAGGAGGACCAGGACCCGCUCUUACAGGAUACACUGACGGGACACAUGCAGAUGCUUUACGCGAAGUACAACCGAGCUGGAUUUCCCUUCAAGGACGGAAACACGGUCCGGAGUUUCAAAGCGCACUGGGGAACGAUAAACCAGAAGCAGCUGCAGAUCUUCAACCUGACGUCCCUCACUAAGUCUGAGGACGUCCUGUCGGCCACUCUUCAUUAUUACAUCGGAGACCUUCACAACAGCACGCUGAGCCGCCACGGGCCCCGCAGGCACAGCCACAUCCACAUGGUCGUCUGGAGCUUCGCCUCCGUGGACAACCGCACGAGGACUCUGGGACACGUUCGCAUCAAUGUGUCCACGCUGUACAGGGACUUCAUCUCGUGGCAGUGGAAGGACGUCACCCGCGUGGUCAACCAGGCCAAAAACCACGACCAGCUCCUCAUCGGGAUCGACGUGGUCUCGCAGGGACCCCGGCCCUGGAAGGAGCUGCUGUCUGACCGCUCGCCGUACAUCCUGGUCUACGCCAACGACUCGGCCAUCUCCGAACCCGAGAGUGUGGUCGCCACUCUGCAGAGGCGCCACCUGGUGGGAGGCGAGGGCGCCGUCCCGCACGGCCUCCAGAAACUGCGUCCUCGAGAGCGAAACGACACAGAACACGAGCAGAGGAAGCCGCGCCGCACACGCUCUGUGAACGUCCUGCUGCCGCUGCAGAACAACGAGCUCCCCGGGCCCGAGUAUCCGUACGAGACGACGGGCUGGGACGAGGCGAGUCCGUACGAACCUUUAGAGAACAAGCAGGCCCGCCGGCCGCGCAAAAAGACGAGAGGCAAGAACCAGCGGCACAAGAUGCCCCUGCUGCAGUUUGACGAACAGACGAUUAAAAAGGCGCGGAAGAAGCAGUGGAACGAGCCGAGGAACUGCGCCCGCCGCUACCUGAAGGUGGACUUCGCCGACAUCGGAUGGAGCGAAUGGAUUAUAUCGCCAAAGUCGUUUGACGCCUACUACUGCUCAGGAUCCUGCCAGUUCCCCAUGCCCAAGGCUCUGAAGCCGUCGAACCACGCCACCAUCCAGAGUAUAGUGCGGGCGGUGGGCGUCGUCCCAGGCAUCCCCGAGCCGUGCUGCGUCCCGGAGAAGAUGUCCUCCCUCAGCAUCCUCUUCUUCGACGAGGACAAGAACGUGGUACUGAAGGUUUACCCCAACAUGACCGUGGACUCCUGCGCGUGUCGAUAGUUUUUUAAAAUCCCGUUAGCGUCAGAUCUCUCCCGUACAGAAAAGCCGCCAAACCCCAUCAAACUGUCUCUUCCCAUUUCUUCAGUCGUACACAUAUUCCCUUACAAACACCCACUGAACAACACUCACUGUUUGCACUGGAGGAGAGAACUUCCUGAUGCUCCAGGUGGAAAGAAAACUGUUCAGGACGACGAACGGAUCGUAUUCAAGGUACCUGGAAUUUCAUCCUGCACCACUGUUUCCCCUUUGCCAUACUCUGAUUGGAUCACCCCUGCUGAGUGAUUUGUUGGACAAUGGCGGGGUGACGGCAAGCAUGAACUUACUUCCCACAUAAAAAACCUGUCGAGGCAUCAGAGAGACAAAAACUGGAGGAAGCUCCGGUCAGUUUGAACGUUGGCCUCGUUCCUCCACAGCUUUAAGUUGUCUUUGGUUUUUACCACCAAGUCAGACUCGCACUUGCAUGGUUUUUGUUACUCUGUGUAUGUAUUUAUGUCUGUACUAUCACUGUGUUAUUCACUAUAUGAGAAGUUAUUGUAUAAUUAUUGGCUUGGCUGCUAUACAGAGAUAUAUUAGAUUCCAAAGCCAGAACUUUGAUGCAGGCGGGACAGAGAGGCGUACACGUCGGUGUUAGGAUCACUGCUCCUUUGUUGUACAGAAAACACAUUUACAGAGUUUUAUUAUAAGAAAAAGAGUAAGCUACUUUUCAUAUGUGGUUCUAUUAUUACAGUUAGUGUUGGUAGGCGAUCCAUUAAACCAUCGCUUCGCAAGAACAUGUACAAACUCGGCAAGAAAACGGAAAAAACUGCUUCAUUAAAGGUCACAUAUUCAAAAUCCACUUCCCCAUGUUCCUCGAACACAAAUAUGUGUCUCUAGUCUGUCUAA